AUGACUCCAUUUGAAAUGAGCAAUCAAACACACGUCACAAAAUUCAUCUUCCUGGGAUUUUCUAACCACCCCAGACUACAGGGCAUCUUCUUCCUGGUCUUCCUGGCUAUUUACCUGACAACUCUCCUGGGGAACACACUCAUAAUGAUGGCCGCCAGGGUCAGCCCUGCUCUCCACACUCCAAUGUACUAUUUUCUCAGCAACUUGAGCUUCCUGGACAUCUGCUACACGUCCACCACCAUUCCAGUCAUGCUGGUAAACUUCUUCAGGGAGAAGAAGACCAUCUCCUAUGAGGGCUGCCUCUCCCAGAUCUUCUUCUUUGUGACAUGUGCGGGGACUGAAUGUGUCCUGUUGGCUGCCAUGGCUUAUGACCGCUAUGUGGCCAUUUGCCGCCCUCUUCAGUAUCCCAUUCUCAUGAGUGUGAAGAUCUGUGCCAGCUUGGUGGCCGGGUCCUGGCUAUGUGGCUUAGUGAAUUCUGUGACUCACACAGCACUGACAGCCACACUCACUCUGUGUGGACCCAACCAGAUCAGCCACUUUCUCUGUGACAUCCCACUGCUCCUGAAACUGUCCUGCUCAGACACCUCUGUCAAUGAGUCUGUGCUCCAUGUCGCCAGUGCCACCAUCGGCCUGAGCCCCUGCCUGUUCACUGCAGGUUCCUACGUGCUCAUCAUCUCUGCCAUCCUUAGGAUCCCCUCUGCUCAGGGCAGGAGAAAGGCCUUCUCCACCUGCGCCUCACACCUCACUGUGGUGGUGGUCUUUUACGGAACAGCCAACUUCAACUAUGACAGACCCAGUGAAGGCUACUCCCUGGAUGUGGACAUCCUGGUGUCUGUGCUCUUCUGUGUUGUGACCCCCAUGUUGAACCCCCUCAUCUACAGCCUGAGAAACAAGGAGGUCAAGGGUGCCCUGAGAAAGCUGGCUGGAGGGUGUGGGUUCCCUGGCAAUAACAAUGCUUAG
Molecule: messenger RNA, 960 nt
Organism: Acomys russatus (golden spiny mouse)
Lineage: Eukaryota; Metazoa; Chordata; Mammalia; Rodentia; Muridae
Product: olfactory receptor 5V1-like
Exons: 1
Coding region: 1-960 (319 amino acids)
Biological process (GO): G protein-coupled receptor signaling pathway
Cellular component (GO): membrane
Molecular function (GO): olfactory receptor activity; G protein-coupled receptor activity
Source: RefSeq, a predicted model, not a curated record